GAAACCAUAGCAGCUGCACUGCAACUUAACGCCAACCGAGCCAACACGGCUGUGGUUGAACGGCUACAACAGUCGCUAUCACAGAGAGAGGGGGAUGUGCAGUCACUUAAGAAGAAGCUUGUGCGUGCCGAAGCAGCGCAGGCCACCCAGGUGUAUGGAAAUGGACUCAAAGAGGCCUUUAAUAUGCACAAAUCAAAUGGCGACGCCUACGUAUCUUACUUAGAGGCCCAAUUGGAUGUGCAGAGUCGACUGGAAAAGGUGUGGUUGACAUAUAUGAUGUAG
Sphaeroforma arctica JP610 is the source of this 282-nucleotide messenger RNA. RefSeq lists its product as hypothetical. The annotation marks the transcript as partial. The record is from RefSeq and is a predicted model, not a curated record. The transcript has 2 exons. NCBI's taxonomy places the organism in Eukaryota, Ichthyosporea, Ichthyophonida.